Messenger RNA from Ipomoea nil (Japanese morning glory), 2895 nucleotides. Its product is annotated as receptor-like protein 12. The transcript has a single exon. Lineage: Eukaryota; Viridiplantae; Streptophyta; Magnoliopsida; Solanales; Convolvulaceae. Bases 1 to 2895 code for a protein of 964 amino acids. The record is from RefSeq and is a predicted model, not a curated record. Gene Ontology annotation, molecular function: protein binding.
AUGGGAUAUUAUCUUUACAAUCAUUUGAAGAUACUUGGGGUCAUAUUUCUGUGUUUUGCAUUGCACAGUAAUGUGGUUGUGUCUUCAUCAUCAACAGCUCAAAAAAGAUGUGUACACAGCCAAAAAUUGGCAUUGGCACAACUGAGAGAUCUCAACCCUCCUGCACCGGCAACGACUCCAAGUAUUGAAUGCUGGCAUAACUAUUCAAUGAAGGUGAUGGAAUGGAAUAUGGAGGAGGAGGAGGAUUGUUGUAGUUGGGGUGGCGUUUCAUGUGACCCUGCAACCGGUUAUGUCAUCGGACUCGACCUCAGUUACAGUAUGCUGUCCGGUGAAAUUUUUCCCAUUUUCAAUCUUCACCAUCUUCAAACUCUCAAUCUUUCUUGCAACAAUUUCAACUCCACUCCAUUUCCUUCCGGGUUCGAGAAACUCAGGAAUUUGACUCACCUUAACCUUUCGUAUAACGGUUUUACUGGUCAGAUUCCUAUGGGGAUUUCGAGGCUGACAAGGUUGGUGUCUCUUGAUCUUUCUUGGAUGUCCGCUUAUGUUGAGUUAAGAAAACCAAAUCUUGAAUCUUUUAUUAUGAAUCUGAAUUCUUUAGAAGAGGUGUAUCUUGAUGGUGUAGACCUCUCAGCUCAAGGCUCUAACUGGUCUCAAGCCUUAUCCUCUACUACAUUUCCUCAUCUUGAGGUUUUAAGUUUGUCCGAUUGUAGUCUCAAUGGUCCUAUCCACCCUACAUUUGCAAACCUAAAAUCUCUGUCUUCUAUACAUCUUGAAUACAACAAGCUAUCUUCUGAGGUUCCCACUAUUUUGGAGAAUUUCAUGAACUUGGAAACUCUCAAUUUGGCUGGUUGUGAGUUAUAUGGAGAUUUCCCAAAAAAUGUUUUUCGCCUUCCAAAAUUGAAAGUCAUUGACAUCUCCGGUAAUAAACUUCUGAGAGGCCAGUUUCCAGAGUUUCCAAAACACACCUCUUUGCAAAUGAUUUCACUUCUACUAACAGAUUUCCAUGGAGAAUUGCCUCAGUCCAUAGGAAAUAAUCUUCAGUCACUGAAAGUUUUAGAUAUUUCUUACUGCAAUUUCUGGGGUUCAAUCCCGUCAUCACUAGCAAACCUCACAAGUAUUAUUGAGUUGGACGUUAAAGAAAACAGAUUAACAGGUUCUUUACCCCCAUUUCAUAGUACAAGUGUGCCAAAUCUAUCAUACCUUGACAUGUCAUCCAAUCUUCUCACCGGUGAAAUUCACUCUACUGUUUUCACACUACCAUCUCUGGCACAAUUGCGCCUCAAUGAUAACAAAUUCAGUGGUGAAAUUGAGGCGUUCCCUAAUACAUCUUCCUCUGUUUUAGAGUUUUUGAAUUUGGAUGGCAAUCAAUUGAGAGGGGUGGUACCUAAAUCAAUCUUUGAGCUUCCUAAACUCUUUCAUCUAUCAUUGGCCUCUAACAACUUUAAUAGCAUUGUGAAAUUUGGGAUGUUGGGAAACCCCAAGAACUUGGAAUAUUUAGACCUGGAGAUGCGUUCUUGUAACAUUUCUAAGUUCCCUGAGAUUUUGAAAGGCCUUAAUGCUUUAGAGUAUCUUGACCUUUCUGAUAACAAGAUAGAAGGUGAAAUACCAAGCUGGAUAUGGAAGAAUAAUCUUGAAUAUGUGAAUAUUUCUCACAAUCUAUUAUCAGUCUUUGAUGAAUAUUACCCAAAUGCUUCAUUAAUAAAUAUGUAUGCUCUUUAUCUUCAUGGAAAUCGUAUCAAAGGAUCUCUUCCAUCCACAAUAUGCAAUAUGAGCAGCUUGGAGAUUCUUGAUGCAUCAGAUAAUAAUUUGGGUGGCUUGAUCCCGGAGUGCCUGGCCAAACUUGCAACUCUGUCUGUUUUCAACUUGAAAGGAAACAGAUACCAUCAAAUGCCUUCUAAUUUUACGUUUGCCCAUAGUCUUCGGACUCUGAAUAUCAACGGCAAUAGAUUGAAAGGGAAGCUGCCAAGAUCACUGGCAAAUUGCAAAAGUUUGGAGAUUCUUGAUUUAGGAAAUAACAUGAUAUCUGAUUCAUUCCCAUUUUGGUUGGUAAAACUCCCUUCACUCAAAGUUCUUGUCUUGAGAAAUAACAUGUUUUAUGGUCAGGUGAAGAUUCAUGGGACAAAACAUGUUCUACCAAACUUACGUAUAGUUGAUCUAUCUUCCAACAAUCUCACAGGGGAGCUGUCUAGAGAUUUCUUCCAGAGCUUAAGUGCAAUGGCUAUGACUGAAAGAAAUAAAUCAACGAAGAAUGUCAUCGUUGGAGAGUAUGAUUGGUACUAUCGAGAUUCAGUGACCAUUGUAAACAAAGGAAAUGAGAUGGUGUUGGUUAAGAUCUUGACAAUAUAUGUGUCUUUGGAUCUAUCAAACAACUGGUUCCAUGGAAAUGUCCCAGAGGAGAUUGGUGAACUAAAGUCGUUGAUUGUGCUCAACCUGUCUCGAAAUGUUUUUGAUGGGCGGAUUCCAACAUCAUUAGAAGAGUUAUCUCAACUUGAAUCUUUAGAUUUCUCACAAAAUAAAUUCUCAGGGAUGAUUCCUCCGCAACUCACUAGUCUGACUUUCUUAGAAGUACUGAAUUUGUCUUACAACCAACUAGCAGGCCGCAUUCCUUUGGGAAGCCAAUUCAAUACUUUCACGAAUAGUUCCUACAUAGGAAAUGAGGGACUGUGUGGAAUCCCACUCUCAAGAAAAUGUAGUAGUGAAAAUGAUGCACGAGGAGCACAGGAGGAGAGCUUGGAAAGUGAAGCCAUGUUUGAUUGGAGGUUUGCAGUUGCUGGAUGUGGGUUUGGAUUAGUUGUUGGAUUAAUAAUUGGAUUCAAAUUUUUGGCAGAAAUAAUUAUUAUGUGGCUUGUAAAACAGAUGAAGAAGCAGCCGAGAAGGAACAAGAAAAAAAUAUGA